Molecule: messenger RNA, 810 nt
Organism: Fusarium graminearum PH-1
Lineage: Eukaryota; Fungi; Ascomycota; Sordariomycetes; Hypocreales; Nectriaceae
Exons: 2
Coding region: 37-435 (132 amino acids)
Biological process (GO): mitochondrial respiratory chain complex IV assembly
Cellular component (GO): mitochondrion
Source: RefSeq, a predicted model, not a curated record
GGUGCCAUUGACAAAACUGCUGCCUUCACAGCCAAAAUGCCCAGCUCAUGUAAAGAACUGCGCGAGGCACUCGCGCAGUGUCUCCAAGAAUCUGAGUGUGUCAUGGUCGAGCGCAACAGCGCCGCCGACUGCCUCCGCGAACCCCUCGUCAACACUCUCCCUCUAAAGUGUCGACAGCUGAAGAAGGGUUUCGGCGAGUGCAAACGUGGCAUGGUCGAUAUGCGCAAGCGAUUCCGCGGCAACAUGCCAGUUGCUUACCGUACGAUGGAGCAGGCUGAGGAGGGCCAGGGAUACCAACUCUACGCUGGACGGCCGGCAUUUGCGGGCGGUGUCAAGAAGACUGACGGAAACGAACCCAUCCCCCAAGAUUGGAGAGAAGUCGAGAAUGAGAAGUGGAAGGCUGAGCAGGCAGCGGUGGCACAGCAGAAGAAAUGAGGGAUCAGACUUUUGGUCCUAAACCAGGCGGUUCGUUCCCACCGAAUCACUACAACAAUCAAUGAUUUACGAAGAUCAUGUCGGAACUAAGACCAUAAUAUGAAGAACAACAAAUCGGAGAAGGCUUUGCUCGGCCGUGUCGGAUCAGGCCAGUCUCUGGAACGGUGCAUGUGUAGGCGCCUCUACUCCAUAUUCACCUUUGUACAAUAUUUCUAUCUUGUAGCAUACACAUACAACCAGGUGCCUACUGUACCUACUAAGGUAUCCACUUGUGACCUUCCAUCAUGCUACAUAUAUCAAUACUGUGCUACCCAUCAAAUGAAACAAUCAUUUGAGUAGGUGUCAAUAGAUACGUGAGUAUUACAUGACCUAUGG